Messenger RNA from Didymodactylos carnosus, 2091 nucleotides. The record is from the annotation of a GenBank genome assembly. Lineage: Eukaryota; Metazoa; Rotifera; Eurotatoria; Philodinida; Philodinidae.
AUGACUUCCCGAUCCACUGUACAAGCAUAUCUUCCUGUGACCGAUUCAAGUCAAGCUAUUGAUCGUACAAAAUUGGCUUCGAUACGAUCGAGUCAUGCCGCACUCACACAAAACAUGGAUGCAACAACUCGACUAAGCGACAACACACUUCGAAGUCUUGCAGACCGAAUGCAACUAUCCGAUGAUCCAAUUAGUCUUGAAUAUCUUAGACGAUGUGUGCAGAAUCCAUCGGAAGAUGGUGCUUGUGCAGAUUUAGUUGCAAGAUACAACGAUCUCCUCUUUGACAGUAGUCAGCAGUCAAGCCGUCGAAGACCUCCACCACCUGUUGUUCUACCACAAACACCUAGUAUCCAGCAGCCGCCACCACCAGUGACCACAGCGGUAGAAGAUGUCGAGUCACUCACAUGUAUAAUACGAGUGAAACGAAAAGUCACAGACACUGUUCUCUUUAUUCGACAAUUUCUCUUUCAACAACCGACCAAUUUAAAUGCCAGUGCUCGAAAUCACAACCUGCCUGCUGUUACUCUGAACCGCAACACACCACUGACUCGAGGGUGUAUCCUAGAUCUAUUUAUCAGACAAGAACUACUCGAGCGAGGUGUCCUAGAUUUCGGACGACAAAUGACACGUGUACCCAUUGCAGAACCAAUACAAAUUGAAGAUGAAUUUGAUGCAUGGCAUUUUGAUCGUUUGAGAGGUAUUUUGGAUCUUCUCCUCGUACCUGCUGCAUCUACCACUGUCUUCCCACUCAAAUGGAAAUUGAAUGAGAAUGCACGAAUCUUCUACAAACUCGAAACAGAUGAACAACCACCACCCUCAACUUCCACGGAAGAAGAAGCCACUUCUGAACAUCGCAAUGUCGAUCGACCUAGUACAGCGUCGUUAGAACAGUUUGUCAAAGAUGUAUGUGAGAAGUUGAAUAAUGGACAAGCGGAAAGGUGGCUGGAGCUUUUGAGAAACGAAGAUAUUCGAACCUAUACUCAUUUGGCCAAUUUGAAACACUCGGAAUGGAAUGAUAUUAAGAGUAUACCGGUGAAUGCUCGAAAGGAUCUGAAGAACUUUGUCAAUUUGGAAAAACAAAUGGCUGCUGGGAAGAAGAAAAAAGAAAGGACUGAUGUAAAGGCCUUUGAAGAAAUGAGAGAAAAUGGCUUUGCCGAUGAUGGCCUCUUUGAUCGAAUGAAAAAAUUCUUCCUGCCCCUUACACUGAUCGAACAAGAUCUUCGAAUCUCUGAUACUCAAUGGUCAGAAUUGGCAGCAAAAUAUCACGCGGAAAAUUUUCAACUCGAAAACGAUAGAACAAGUGUCAUACGUGAUCUAGCGGUGGUGGAAGAUCACUAUUACAAUCUCGAUGAAUUAAUGACUCAAGCUGCAGCUACGACAACGACCAGAACAACCACUUUCGAUAGGCAGAUUAGUGCAUAUCGAAAAGAACGAGAAGAUCUGGAACCAAGACGAAGCGACCUUCGUACGCGUUUGGAACAAAUCGAUGAUAUGAUAAAGAAUAUAAACAUGGCUUUAACUGGUCGAACGCAUACUACGAAUGACAAAAAACUACUCAAACCCAAUCGCGGCUUCAUUAUGUAUGGUCCUCCUGGUACGGGAAAAUCUGACAUAAUGACCAAUUUAUCCAAACGAAUGGGCAUCAGCAUGGUAGUACAAGAGCUGGCGGCUGGAGAUCUAAAUCGAUCUCUGGUUGGUCAAUCGGAGAGAAUCAUCAAUGACAUUUGUAUGCGUUGUCAUCUUCUACCUCAUCUCAUGUGUUGUGUAUGUAUCGAUGAAAUCGAUUCACUAGCCCCUAAACGAACAGGCGAAGCAAGAGAAGGAGAUAUAGCCAAAUUGAGUGUUCUCCUAUCUGUAAUCGAUGGUAUCAAAGAUGUACCCAAUUUGAUGAUAUUUUGUGCUACUAAUCGUAUGCAUAUGAUGGAUGACGCAUUUUUACGACGUAUGCAGGGCAAAUUUUUUGUUGGUAGACCGUCGAGUCAAGCACGAAAGGCUAUCUUAUCUGGUAUCAAAUCGUGGCAUAUGAAACCGGCUUUAUUGGAAAACCUGACAAUGGCUACGACCAAUUUCAGUGGUGCUGCACUUAAGUAA